Cryptotermes secundus is the source of this 2262-nucleotide messenger RNA. RefSeq names its product vacuolar protein sorting-associated protein 26B-like (gene Vps26). Lineage: Eukaryota; Metazoa; Arthropoda; Insecta; Blattodea; Kalotermitidae. Gene Ontology annotation, cellular component: retromer complex; endosome. The transcript is spliced from 7 exons. Gene Ontology annotation, biological process: retrograde transport, endosome to Golgi; intracellular protein transport. The record is from RefSeq and is a predicted model, not a curated record. Bases 185 to 1315 code for a protein of 376 amino acids.
AAACCCAACAGGGUUCAAUUUGAAAAGUCUGUCCGCCAUAUUGUACGAAGUGGUAGUUUUUCAGCAAAUAUGCACGAAAUGCAAAUAGAAGUACUGGUUAAUUGCUUAUGAAAAUUUAUUUAUUGUGAGCGUUGUACUGUGAUUUUUUAUUGUUAGAGGCACUAUAAACGAUAUCGUUGUUAUAAUGAGUUUCUUCGGAUUCGGUCAAAGUGCAGACAUUGAUAUCUCACUUGAUGGCACUGAAAAUCGAAAAAUGGCAGAAAUCAAAUCAGAAGAUGGGAAAAAGGAACGUCAUUUUCUAUAUUACGAUGGGGAAACUGUAUCGGGUAAGGUAAAUGUAACACUGAAAAAACCUGGCUCAAAGCUAGAGCACCAGGGUAUAAAGAUAGAAUUUGUAGGGCAAAUAGAGCUCUAUUAUGAUCGAGGUAAUCAUCAUGAGUUCACAUCUCUUGUGAAAGAGCUGGCCAGACCAGGUGAACUUAUUCAGAAUACCCUGUAUGCAUUUGAGUUCCUGAAUGUGGAGAAACCAUUUGAGUCAUACACUGGAUCAAACGUCAGACUACGGUACUUUUUGCGAGUGACAGUUGUACGAAGGUUGUCUGACGUGGUGAAAGAACUGGAUAUUGUUGUCCACACAUUGUCAUGUUAUCCAGACAUGAACAACAGUAUCAAGAUGGAAGUUGGAAUAGAGGAUUGUCUUCACAUAGAAUUUGAGUACAACAAGUCCAAGUAUCAUUUAAAGGAUGUUAUUGUGGGCAAGAUAUACUUCUUGUUGGUGCGCAUAAAAAUCAAGAAUAUGGAGAUUGCAAUCAUCAAGCGUGAAACAACAGGCUCAGGACCAAACACAUUCACAGAGAAUGAAACAAUUGCCAAGUAUGAGAUAAUGGACGGAGCACCAGUGCGUGGGGAGAGCAUUCCUAUCAGAGUGUUUCUGGCAGGAUAUGACCUAACCCCAAGUAUGCGGGACAUCAACAAAAAAUUCUCAGUUCGGUACUAUCUGAACCUAGUUCUAAUGGAUGAGGAAGACAGACGCUACUUCAAACAGCAGGAGAUCACUCUGUGGCGCAAGGGAGAGAAAACCCGGAAGAAUCUUCAGACUUCACCGUCUCCACAGUUGCUUGUCACAGGAGGAGCAGAGAGUUUUAUACCAGCCCACAAUCACAGCUCAGAUCCACAAGACCCAGCUGGAACUAUAGAGGACAUGAAACAGGAUACGAAUGAGGAAGAACACUCUAGCAAGAUGACCGUCCAAACUGCUGAUGCUCAUGGAGAUGCAUGCAGUACCAAUUUGACAGCUGAUGGUAUGGAUGAGUGACGGAAAGUCCUGUUCUCAUGGUGAGAUGGACAUGUGAUAAAUUAAUGUGUACUCCUCUGCAUAAACCUGAGGGGGCCAGAAGUUUUCAUGUAUAUUUGUGUACAUACCUAUACACGAGAAGUGUUUAAUCUGCUCUGAUUUCGGGAACUGUGCUGCAAGAGUGACCCGGACAUCUUGGUCACCCUCGUUUUUGCAAGAAGCUGCCAACUCAUGUUUUAGCUGGUGGGAUAUUAUUUCAGCAGUGACCAAUGUUGUUUUAACAUGGGUCAUUUUUAUUCCCAGUAAUGUGAUCAUUCAUCAUUACUAUGAAGGAUUGAAUUCUGGAUACAGUGAAUGUUGCAGACUAGUUGAGGGUUCUUGUCUCUUGGAGUAUCGUAUAUGGACACACAUUGGUCCUGUUCAUGUGUAAAUAAAUCACACCAGGAAUUUUUCUGCCUAGUCUCUUGGAUUGACCAGUAAUAGUCCUCCAGUGUAUUUAGUUCAUUUCCUGUACCAUUUGGCCUGGGCAGUACAGUGAAAUUACAUGUGACAUGUGUUUUAUUUCACAGUAUUUACUUUAAACUUUGCAGAGCGUUUAUCAUGCAAUAUUUGGUUUGAAAGAAAAGACAUCAACAUAAUUCUAAUAUUUCCAAAUUGUGGCACACAGCCAUCUGGUGUUCACCUUGUAGACAACUGCAACCAGUGUACUGAACGCAAGAAUGGAGUUGUUAUGAAAUAGCAGAGGAGACUAUUCUGACAGGUUAUCUUCAUAGGUACAAGAACAGAUAUACGAGAAGUUUGGAAUCCAAGAGAAAUAAUUCCAGUUGUAUGUAAAUAGUGGGUGGGAGCCAGUCAUUUAAUGUUUUGAAGUGCAUUUGAUAAGAAUGAGAAAGUUUAUUCUUUGUGUCUUGUAUGUUUUGUUUUGAUUCACUUGUAUGGUUACAAAUAAUUAUACAUGCUUAAAUGAA